Solanum stenotomum is the source of this 561-nucleotide messenger RNA. RefSeq lists its product as uncharacterized. The record is from RefSeq and is a predicted model, not a curated record. Bases 1 to 561 code for a protein of 186 amino acids. The transcript has a single exon. NCBI's taxonomy places the organism in Eukaryota, Viridiplantae, Streptophyta, Magnoliopsida, Solanales, Solanaceae.
AUGGUAGAAAUCGGGAAGAACAAUGUCGAUAAUGGAAAAAUCAAUGCAAGGGUGGAUAGGCAGGAUGAGACUUUGAGGAACAUCCAAAUGCCACAAUUAAAUCUGGAUAAACAAGUUGCAAAAGUAGCUAAUUCGCUCAACUUGCACCCACAAGGAGGUUUACCGGGUGACACUGAGCCCGACCCUAAGCAAUUGAAUGUUGUGAUUACCAGAAGUAGGCUACAACUAGAGGAACUAGCUCAAAAAAAUAGAGAUAUUGAGGUAGUGAGUAGUGAAAAUAAGCAAGAAGAGGUGGUAGAUAACUCCAAUUUUGAGAAGAGUGUUCCUCAAAUGAAACCACCUCAUCCAUUUCCACAAAAGUUCAGAAAGCAGAAUGAAGAUGAAUGCUUCAGUAAGUUUCUCUCUCUCCUUAUACAGGUUCACAUUAAAAUUCCUUUGGUUGAUAUUUUGCAGGGAAUUCGUAAGUAUUCCAAGUAUGUGAAAGUGGUAGUGGCUAACAAGAGGAGGCUCAUAGAGUAUGAAAUGGUAACACUUACUGAGGAGUGCAGUUCUCGAAUUUAG